Populus euphratica (Euphrates poplar) is the source of this 1030-nucleotide messenger RNA. Its product is annotated as heme-binding protein 2-like. The record is from RefSeq and is a predicted model, not a curated record. The transcript has 2 exons. NCBI's taxonomy places the organism in Eukaryota, Viridiplantae, Streptophyta, Magnoliopsida, Malpighiales, Salicaceae. Bases 178 to 840 code for a protein of 220 amino acids.
GCUUAGCCGUCAUUAUCCAUCAUUGAUUUAUUAUUAUGUCAUGUCGGAGAAAUUAGCAAAACAACAACGCUAGGGACAGUUUAAACUCGUUUUCCAGACAUAAUAUAGUAUCACAACAUAAUGAAGAAUUUCAUUUAAUUUCUUAGAGUGUCAGACAGGCAGAGAGAGAAAAUAGAGAUGGAGAAACCAAGGUGGUGGUUGUUACUGUUACCUGGUAUUGUAUUGUUGAAUUUGGUGGGUCUUUGCAAGGCAAUCGAAUCGCCACAGUAUGUUGUGGUGCAUGCAGAAUCGGAUUUCGAGGUGAGAUUGUAUGUGAAUUCCACAUGGAUGUCUGCUCCAGUUAAUGAACUCUCCUUUGAGAAAGCCACCUUGUUUGGCUUUCAUAGGUUGUUUCAAUACAUCCAGGGUGCCAAUCUAAACUAUUCGAGGAUUGCAGUGACAGUUCCCUUAGUGACCAGCAUAGUUCCAGGAGCUGGGCCCUUCCGAUCAUCUGCCUAUGUUGUUCGGUUUUAUUUGCCUGUGAAACUCCAAGCUGACCCACCCGUCCCCCUUGAUGAACUGCACCUGAAACCUUACGCAUGGAUCAGUCAUUGCGUUGCUGUGAGGAAGUUCUCUGGGUAUGCGAAGGAUGACAAUAUUGCAAAGGAAGCAAAAAGACUCGCUGUCAGUUUGAGCAGGUCGCCAUGGGCCAACUUAAGCGCUAGCGAGAGCAAUUAUUCCUAUUCUAUUGCUCAGUAUGAUUCUCCAUUCCAGUUUAUUGGUCGUACCAAUGAAGUGUGGGCAGAUAUAAAAGUAUCCGGAGCAGAUGGCUGUAAAUCCACUGGAAUAGCCUCAUACUGAAGAAUUGCAGACCGAAAGGAUCAAGCACAAACAUAAUAAACCACUGUAGUUUCCUUAUUCUCAUAUAUAUUUCUCUGUGUGUGUGUGUGUGUAAAAACAUGUUUAUGUAUUCCAUUUCAGCUUGUAAGUUGAUACCAUAAGAACGUGAUGCUUGUGCUAUAUUUUAGCCUUUUACUAGCCAGUUUGCUCA